Molecule: messenger RNA, 1251 nt
Organism: Chionomys nivalis (European snow vole)
Lineage: Eukaryota; Metazoa; Chordata; Mammalia; Rodentia; Cricetidae
Gene: Nudt8
Product: nudix hydrolase 8
Exons: 4
Coding region: 199-831 (210 amino acids)
Molecular function (GO): coenzyme A diphosphatase activity
Source: RefSeq, a predicted model, not a curated record
AGCCCUGCUGGAGCAGGCCCCGUCCCGCCGGACCGAUCCGAUUCCCGACUCCACCCGAGGCCCCGCCCCAGCGGGCACACACGCUUCCGACCGGCCCUGAGGCUCCGCCCUCAGUCUCCAGCAACGCCCCCUUCCGGGUCUCUCUUGGUUCCCCGCUCCGCGCGGGCCGGCGCCCUCCAUGUCCCGGUCAUCUGAGACAUGCUGCUUGAUUGCCUGUCCGCCGAGGGCGAGCAGCGCUGCCGGCAACUGCUAGCGGGGACCACUGCCCGGCUACGCUCGCGGCCCGCGGCGGCCGCAGUGCUCGUGCCGCUGUGCCUGGUGCGCGGUGUCCCAGCGCUGCUCUACACGCUGCGCUCCAGCCGCCUGCGCGGGAGGCACAAGGGGCAAGUCAGUUUCCCAGGCGGUAAGUGUGACCCCGACGACCAAGAUGUAAUACAUACGGCCCUUCGGGAGACUCAAGAGGAGCUGGGUCUAGAAGUGCCCAAGGAGCACGUGUGGGGUGUCUUGCAGCCUGUGUAUGACCGGGGAAAGGCAACUGUAGUCCCUGUGCUUGCCAACGUGGGCCCAUUGGAUCUGCAGAGCCUCAGGCCCAACCCUGAGGAGGUGGAUGAAGUGUUUGAGCUGUCUCUGGCCCACUUGCUGCAGACACAGAACCAGGGGUAUACCCACUUCUGCCAGGGCGGCCACUUCCGCUACACAAUGCCUGUCUUCUUGAAUGGACCACACCGUGUCUGGGGCCUCACAGCUAUCAUCACUGAGUUCACCCUGAAGUUGCUGGCCCCUGACAUCUACCAGCCCUACCUAGUUGUCCCUGAGCUGCCUAGGAGUUGAGGCCUGGCCUUUAAGUGCCUCUGCCUUCAUUUGACCAGGCCACUCCAGAGCUGAUUAAAAGUCUUUGACAACUCUCCCUCAGCAUCUUCUGUGUGGAACAUGGAAAAGUAGGGCAUGGUGGCACACCCUUGGAAUUCCAGCACUGGGGAACAGUUAGGUGGAUCUCUUGGGGCUGCUGGCCAGCCCGGAUAGGCUACUUGGUGAGAACCAGACCAAAUGAAAGACCCUGUUUCAAAAAAAAAAAAAACAAAAAAAAAAAAACAAGAUGGGGUUGGUGAGAUGGCUGGGUGGGUAAAGCUACCUGCCACAAAGCCCGACAACCAUUGUCUGACUUGGGGACCCACGUGGUGGAAGGGGAGAACCAACUCCUGCGAGUUGUCCUCUGACCUCCACAUGCAUGCUCACAUAUGUAUAUGGAGA